This is a messenger RNA of Triticum dicoccoides, 1333 nucleotides long. RefSeq lists its product as uncharacterized. NCBI's taxonomy places the organism in Eukaryota, Viridiplantae, Streptophyta, Magnoliopsida, Poales, Poaceae. The transcript has 4 exons. Bases 1 to 906 code for a protein of 301 amino acids. The record is from RefSeq and is a predicted model, not a curated record.
AUGCCCUUGCCCCCCAUCUCCGCCAACAGUGCGCCGCCGCCGCGCGCCGCGACCACCGGCCCCCACCCCUCCGCCGCGUGCCGCCACUGCCGGCCAACGCCGCCGCGCCCACCCCUACCCGACGUGCCUCCAUCCCUGCGGUUUUCCACCGCCGGCGACAAUCAAAGCCGGCUCCGCACCUUCCCCAACUCAUCUUUCCCCUGCUCCUCUGUCGCUGCCGCUCUCCAUCGGCCGACCAACUCCCCCGAGUCAGCGCCGCCUCCUCCAUCUGGAGAUACUGCCUGCGGCUCGGCCACCCCAACCCUAGGGCCGACGCCGUGGUCAUCGUCAAGAUCCCCUUCCCCUCUGUCAGCCAUCUUCUCCUCCCCAGCCGACGUCAUCGCCUUCGAGGACGAGGACGACGGUGGUGGCUGCGCGCUUCCCGUCGGCGGAUUCCACCACUACCUCCAGGUUGGGACUGGUGCGCGGGCGUCGACAUCUGUGUGCCCGAGAUCAUCAGAGUUGCAUCAGGCUGGCGCACAUCCUCCGCUACACCCUGACGCUGGAUGCGUCGACCUCAUCCCAUUGCCGCAGGAGAUAGAGGGCCCCCUGGACUGGGAUACCGGCGAGAUGGAGGGCAACUUCAGCGCUGACCAGAGAGCCAAGGUGGUGGUCGUGCUCUACAUGGUGCCCGGCGACCUUAACGGCCAGUUCCACGCCGAGAAGAUGGGCUACCACGAGAUGGUCCUGCUCCGCCCCCAGGGCGCCGCUGAGGUGGUCGUGCUGGCUGCCGAAUUCGAUAAUACUCGUAUUUCAUCCCCUGUGUCAGCUCAUUGGCGGAGUUCUUCUCUACAGAAGAUGAUAGUACACGACAGAACACGCCUGCUUCUAGCAAACUGCUGUAUUGCUUCCCUUGGAGGAAAGUGACGAUCUUUCAAGCCAACAACCAGGGGCAUGAGUUCACAUCUUCAGGUAUGUGUAUGCACAUGAUCGUCUAAAGUAGAUGUUUAUACAUCUCCUGGCCAGUUUGAUAUUUGGUCUCUCAUACUAGGAGUCGUUAAUAAGCUUCAACUAAUGAGAUGGAACGAUAUUGCUUUUUUAAGCACUUAACCACAGGAAGAAACUGUUUUGUGACUAUCGGCAUCAAAUAGAAACGAAUGAAGUAUCGAUACUGGGAAAAUGGAUAAUCAGGUGUCUCUAACAUGUGCUAGCAUAUAUUGUUUGCAUCUCAAGAUGACCCGGUACACAAAUUUUCUUUCUCUGCAGUACGAUGAUCUUAAUAGAUCAGUAACAUGUAUGAGAAACAAUAUGUUUGUUAUUUUGAUUAUCAUGAUGAUCAUCACUUUGUCAGGUA